This is a messenger RNA of Dromiciops gliroides (monito del monte), 414 nucleotides long. Its product is annotated as 40S ribosomal protein S17-like. The record is from RefSeq and is a predicted model, not a curated record. The transcript has 2 exons. Gene Ontology annotation, molecular function: structural constituent of ribosome. Bases 1 to 414 code for a protein of 137 amino acids. Gene Ontology annotation, cellular component: ribosome. Gene Ontology annotation, biological process: translation. NCBI's taxonomy places the organism in Eukaryota, Metazoa, Chordata, Mammalia, Microbiotheria, Microbiotheriidae.
AUGGGUCGUGUUCGGACCAAGACCGUGAAGAAAGCAGAGCGGGUCAUCAUCGAAAAGUACUACACCCGCCUGGGCAACGACUUCCACACCAACAAGCGCAUGUGCGAGAAGAUUGCCAUCAUCCCCAGCAAGAAGCUCUGCAACAGGAUUGCCGGAUAUGUUACUCAUCUGAUGAAGCGAAUCCAGAGAGGCCCUGGGAAAGGGAUCUCCAUCAAGUUGCAGGAAGAAAAAAGAGAAAGGAGGGAUAACUAUGUCCCUGAGGUCUCUGCUUUGGAUCAGGAGACUAAUCUUACACAGAUUAAAGAGGGCCGUGCUGAGCUACCAGUAAAGUCCAACCCUGCGAUUGGGCUGACAGAGACCCCAGGCAUGCCGCACCAGAGGAACUUAAUCCCUGAGCCUCCAAAACAGCUGUAG